UCAGAGCCUCGGCUCUAUAUAAACUUUUCCCUUUAGUCCUCUGCCUUAUACAAACCAUACCCACAGUUCAAAAGUACACUUCAUAUACACAAUUUUACGGGUGUCCCUCUUCAAAAUCUUGUGCAAAACCAGUGAAUUUUCUCAAUGUUUUGCUACAAAUCUUGUUUUGCUACAAAUCUAAGUAAUGAAGUGAGUGAGACAAAUAUUGGGAAAAUGUUUUGCUACAAAUGUAAGUAAUGAAGUGAGACAAAUAUUGGGAAAAUGGAGUCAGAAGGGGGCCAAGAGAAAAGAGGUGGUACACCGCCAUCUUUUUCCUUCCUCUCGCCUUUUUUAUAUCUUUUUCACUGUAAAAUGUUUGGGCCACUUUGCAUUUAUCAUGACUAGAUAUACACCUCAAUAUUAGGUGAAAUUUUGGGGCAUUUCUUGCUUUUUGUUGUUGCAAUUAAUUGAUUUCUAGAAGGUCUUGUUGGUCUUUACUGAGAAUGCCAGAAAAAGGAGCAAAUUCAGAGAAACUUUUGUAAAUUGAGCUUCAGUGCUCUUGAUUUUGGAUAUAUUUCAUGCCAGUGAUUUAUGGGGCUAUUUAUAUGUGGUUAUGGAGGACAUUUGACUUUCAGCCUAUUCCUGAAUGUUUUGAGAAAUUUUGGGUUAGGGUUUGGUUCUUGUUUAUCUGAAACUAACUUCAGUGCUCUUGAUUUUGCAAAUAUUUCAUGCCAGUGAUUUAUGGGGAUAUCUAUAUCUGGUUAUGAAGGACAUUUGAAUUUCAGCCUAUUCCUGAAUGUUUUGAGAAAUUUUGGUUUAGGGUUUGGUUCCUUUUUUAUCUGAAACUAGCUGCAUUGUUAAUUGUUCUGAGUUGUACUUUCGUGAUCAUUUUUAUAAAUGAAGAAAAAAGAAAGAGGAAAUUACACAAUAUUGAAAGUACAUAAACUCUGAAUAUGUAAACAUUAGGUAGAUGGUUUUUUUUUUUUAUUUUGGCCCCUAUACUAUCCUAUCCUCUUCGUAGUACUUCUCUUCUUCCCUUGAGUUCUCUUCCAUUACUACUCUCACUCUUUACUAUCAGUGUUUAUUUCAAAGCAUGGUUGUAGAGAAAGUAGUCUUGUUAUGUCACUUUGGGGGACAAUUCAUUGGAAAUACGAAUGGUGGGAACGCCUCAUAUGAAGGUGGAGAUACACGAGCUGUAAUGGUUCCUCGUGAUAUAAGUUUCAACGAACUCCAAUCAAAAUUGGCCACGAUUUCCAGCCUAAGAGCCGGGUCAUUUUCUAUCAAGUAUCAAGCCAUUGGUACAUCUUGCUUGGUAUCUAUCUAUGAUGACAAUGAUGUCGUGACCAUGCUCUCUCUGUCUGUUGAGCAAAAGCCCAUGUAUGUCAUUGUAUGUUUUGUUGAACAGAGUGUGGGUUAUGAAGAUGGUGGUGGCACUGGGGACAUUCACAAGGAUCCUCCAGUGUUGAGAAUCUUAAAACAACUCAGAGAGUACCACAAAGAGUGUCUCGUACUCGUAAAAGAUCAGCAAAAGGACUGUCGGGUGUUGGGGAACACAUUCAGGAUUCUGAAAUCCAGAAAGAGUGAGACAAGGAUUAUCUGUGAAACUCUUCAGAUUGUAUCGCAGGGUGUGUCUCGUACUCGUAAAAGAUCGACGCGAGGAGUCUCUAGUGCUGGGGAUCUAGAAACUCCUCAGAUAGUAACGCAAGGAGUGUCUAGUGGUGGGGAUUUUGAAACUCCACUAACAGUGUUGCCUACAUUGGUCAUUGGAGCAGAAUUUCAAGAUGCACAUAGUUUUAGGAAAACAUUGGUAUCUUUUGCUAUUUCAGAAAAUUUCGCUUUAAAGUUCAUAAAAAAUGAUGCCAGUCGUGUCACUGCAAAAUGUCAGGCAAAGGGGUGUACAUUUCAUAUUCAUGCAUCUCGUGUCUCUGGUUUAAAAUUAUUCAGAAUUAGAACGAUGAACCCCUUGAAUACAUGCGACAGAUUGCUAAAUGGAAGUCAUCCUCAAGUCCAAAGUGAGUGGAUAGCUGAUAAGAUAAAGCAACACCUCUAAGAUAAUCCCUGAUACAAGCGAAAGGAAAUUAUGAAAGACAUUCACCACUAUUACGGUGCGCAAAUAGGAUAUUCACAAGCUAGGCGAGGAAGGGAGCUUGCGAUGAAGAUUCUUCAUGGAUCAUAUGAGGAUGCUUAUCGCGUACUUCCAUCUUAUUGCCCAAAGCUAAUAGACAAGAACCUGGGAACCAUUGCCGAUACUGAAGUAGACAAAGAAGAUAAGAGCUUUAAGAGAUUGUUUGUAGCCUUUCAUGCAACAAUAUAUGGGUUCUUACAAGGAUGUUUACCCCUUAUGAUCCUUGAUGAAAUGUUAAUUUAAACCAAGUAUGGUUGGUACCUAUUGGCAGCAAUAGCUAUGGAUGCUGAUGGUAUAACGUUUCCUGUGGCCUUUGGCAUAUCCAUGUCUGAUGACGCCGAGAGUUGGGAAUGGUUCUUAACCCAACUACAAGAUGCUUUGGUUGGUCCUCAGAGAAAUAGAUUGACAUUCAUCUCAGACCUACAGAAAAGGUUACAACCAGUUUUGGAAAGAGUCUUUCCAAAUUAUUUUCAUGGGUUUUGUAUGGAAUCUUUAGCUGAGAGCUUUAACAAUGACUCGAAGAAUUGUGAGCUGACAAAAUACUUCUGGAAAGUAGCUCGUGCUAAGGCACUUUUAGAAUUUAAUUCUUGAAUCGCUGAAGUUUGAGCUGUUUCUUCGAGAGCGGCAGUUUGGAUUGAGGGAAUUCCAGUAAAAUUUUGGGCUGCAACUUAUAUUGAAUAUGAGGUACAAUCACGUAACAUCUAAGCUUUUGGAAUCCUUUAACAAUUGGAUUGGGGAAUCACAUCAUCUCCCCAUUGUUAGUUUGUAGAGAGUUUACGUAUGAAGCUGAUGCAACACAUACACAAACGACGAGAGCUCAGUUCACAAUGGCCUUCAAAGAUUGUUCCUAGUGCCGAUGAGAAGAUAAAAAGAAGAAUGGCGAAAGCUGAUUGUUUUCGAAUCUUUCGAUCCAAUGGAACCCAAUUUGAGGUUUUAUCAGAUAGGGUGGAUGUGGUUAAUUUGGAAUGUCGUGAAUGCACUUGUCAGAGGUGGCAGCUUAGCGGGUUGCCUUGCUCUCACGCUUUGGUGGCUAUAUAUUCAAAACAGGGCACAAUUUCUGAUUAUUGUUCUCACUACUUACAUGUAGAGACUUAACGAAAAACAUUUUUGGAGACUAUACACCCAGUGCCUGAUAGAACGCCAAUGCCUGAGGUGCGAGAUUGUGUUGUGAACUUACCUCUUGUAGUUAGGCAAAAUGAGAAGACCAAGAAGAAACAGAUCAGGAGUGGAAACGAUGAGGUCAGGCCUGUGAAUUACAGUCAAUGAGAAGGUGUACAAUAGGCAGACUUGCAAGGGAAAAACCUAGGUUCACAUAUGCUUUAUUUGUGUUUUCUUUUGACCAAAUAUAAAUCAAGGAUUGUCUAAACUGUAAUGGAAUGUGAAAAGUUCCCUCUCUCUCUUA
This is a messenger RNA of Amborella trichopoda, 3506 nucleotides long. The record is from RefSeq and is a predicted model, not a curated record. Lineage: Eukaryota; Viridiplantae; Streptophyta; Magnoliopsida; Amborellales; Amborellaceae.